Linepithema humile (Argentine ant) is the source of this 1305-nucleotide messenger RNA. NCBI's taxonomy places the organism in Eukaryota, Metazoa, Arthropoda, Insecta, Hymenoptera, Formicidae. The record is from RefSeq and is a predicted model, not a curated record.
AUGACAACUAAUAAAUGCCUACAAAUGACUAAAAAUACGGUUUGGUUUUGUGAAAAUGGUAAUUUUCUUGCUUAUAAUCGCGCAAAGGACGGUACUAUUAAAAAACAUAAAAAAAUUGUGGGAGAUAAUUACACUUUUAUUAAAUCUAUUGCUCAUUGCGAUGAUUAUAUUAUAAGUGGCGACGUAGAUGGUAUUAUUAAGCACUGGAAAAUUGAAUCACAAAAGGAUAUAAGAAAUGAUCUUAAAUAUUCAGUAAUACAUGAUGUAGAUGAAAAAAUUGAUUUCAUAGACGCAACAUCACAACACAUUAUAAUUGGUUCUUCCAAUUUAAUAAAGAUACUGAAAUAUACAGACGAUAAAAAUGGUUGUACGGAAGAAAAGCAAAUAUUUUGUGGAGUCGACGUGGAACAACCUGAAGACUAUUGUUUUGACAACCAAAUUUAUAUAAACUCAAUCUCAUUUGACCCUAUAGGAACAAAAUUUGCUGCUAGUUUCUAUGAUUAUAAUCAAUCAUCAACGUCGUUUCUAAUUUACGAUAUUGAAAAAAAUUAUCAUGUAAUGGAUAAAAAAUUUGGAGGUACUUGUCGGCAACUACUAUGGGAGGAUCCUCAAACUAUUCUCAUGUGUUUUGAGCAUUUUAUUAAAAAAAUGGACAUGAGAACAUCCGAAGUUGUACGUACAUGGGAUUCUUCAAAAUAUGGCUUAUCAUUGUGUUGCUCAUCAGAUAAACGGUACACUUUUGUAACGGGAUAUAUUAAGAUUGUUCUAUGGGAUCAGAGACAAAGUGAUGCCAUUCAAACGUAUACUAUGGACAAAUAUAGAGGAGGUAUAUGUGCUUUAGAAUUUGAUAACACUCAUAUUUAUGUUCGUAAAGGCUCUAAUCUUUAUGAAUUAGAUUUUACGGAAAGACACCACUUUGAUCACAAAGAAAUAAAAAAGUUAUUUGGUAAUUUUUAUUAAAUAAAGCAAAAUCGGUUUAAAAUUUUUUUAUUAUAUUUUAUAUGUUUACAUCAUUUUAAUGAAAUCUAUACAAAUUGAGAACCGCCGUGCUGCUCAAGAUGCGAUCAGUCAAAAAGAUCAUUCGAUUUGUUUUAUCUCUUUUUGUUGUACACUCUCUUCACUGAAUUUUAUACAUGUAUAUAUUCAUGUAUACUCUACACAUAUGUAUAUAAAAAAUGGAGGCUUUCCAACAGCCUAUAAAUAAAGAGACAAAACAAUCCCAUUGUUUUUCUCUGUUUUUUUCUUAUGCCACACUUAUAUGAAAAAACUUGUAUCAGACGAGCCUGCAUGCAACUUGUUGCAGCA